Messenger RNA from Coprinopsis cinerea okayama7#130, 1821 nucleotides. Its product is annotated as zinc finger and SCAN domain-containing protein 5. Gene Ontology annotation, molecular function: DNA-binding transcription factor activity, RNA polymerase II-specific; RNA polymerase II cis-regulatory region sequence-specific DNA binding. The record is from RefSeq and is a predicted model, not a curated record. NCBI's taxonomy places the organism in Eukaryota, Fungi, Basidiomycota, Agaricomycetes, Agaricales, Psathyrellaceae. The coding region runs from base 1 to 1821 and encodes 606 amino acids. The transcript has 3 exons. Gene Ontology annotation, biological process: regulation of transcription by RNA polymerase II. Gene Ontology annotation, cellular component: PcG protein complex; transcription regulator complex.
AUGUCGACGUUGCACGAUACAUUUGGCAUCUCAGACCACUCACCGUCUCAUCUUUCAUCUCCGGAAUACGCUGUACAGAUUAUAGAACGCGAGAUCGCCUCGUUGUUGAACCAGAACGCAUCAGCAGCAUCUGCCGCACUCUUGAAUGCAGCAGCCCAGCAACGUCAGGCAAGUAUGGACCUAUCUCGCGGGAACUCCUUGAACUCGGCCCAGCCCGACACAGAUUCCAACAACGACCUGAAUCCAAGUCUCAGCAAUCUUGUCGCUGUUCUACAAGCGAUCCACGAGCGAGGCGGGGUUGAAGACGGUCGAGAGUCGGUGAAUAAAGAACCCCAAACCACACGCACUGCGCCAGCCUUUCAUUCGCUUACAGCAAGUGACACGCGUGACCAGCCUGGACCGAGCAAGAAGCGACGCGGCGAGCGUUCGGGCAACUCUGAAAAUACAGGAUAUCUCUUCUCAGAAGACGAACACGACAGCGACUCAGACACUCUCGGCGGAGCGGAUCGAGGUCGCUCAACUUCCCAUGAGCAUCAAACUCUCAGUGCUCCCUCCUCGGUUCCUAAUCCUAUCAGCGACCUCCCCCCUGUCACAGUGCCUGGCGAAUUCUCGGAUAUCAACGAUAUCUUGACUCAAUUCUCGGCAUUCGAUCCCGACGCGACGCACUCUCCAGCACAUGUUGAAUCGACUCCCGACGCGUCCCCUGUGAUACCCCAUACAAGAACAGUCGACAGAGACCUUUCGAUGUCGUCACAGCCUCCAUUGCCUGUAAUGUCAGCUGUACCCGUGUUGCUGCCCUCGAACAGGGUGGAGGCGCCGCAACCUACCGCUUCGACCUCCUUCAUUCCACCUGCACCUGUGCCUUACGACGCCAGCAAGAGACCAGCAACGAAGAGGCCCAGGGAAAGGGAAAAGGCGUCCAAUUCGCAUACAUGCGAUCACGAAAAUUGUAACAAAACCUUCACCCGUCGUAGCGACCUUGCUAGGCACAUGCGGAUACAUACUGGGGAGCGUCCCUUUGUCUGCACUUAUGCUGGUUGUGGGAAGACCUUCAUUCAGCGUUCUGCAUUGCAUGUACAUUCUCGUGUACACACUGGCGAGAAACCUCACUGUUGUGAAUACCCUGGCUGUGGCAAGACAUUUGGUGAUUCCAGUAGUCUAGCACGCCACCGCAGAACACAUACCGGCAAACGCCCUUACAAGUGUCAAGAACCGACUUGUGAGAAGACCUUUACUCGGAGGACUACUUUGACGACUCAUAUGCGAACCCACGACCCCAACUGGGAGCCGGAUCCCAAUGUUAAAUAUAACUUCAAAGGCAAGAAGCGGAAAUUGGACGACGAAGAUGACCUUGAAGAGUCUGUCCGUGCCAUUUCUGCUUUGCUGCAAGCUGGUAACGGGGCGGUAAGCUCAGGAAACGCACCCGACCCAGAGCUUCCCAUUGAAGCGCACGUCGCCAGCAUCAGUGCAGAAAUUGCUGCUGCCAUUGCCCAGGCUCGAUCGCGAGGGUUUCAGGGUCAAGAUGACGAUGAUGACGAUGACGAAGGGGGAGAAGAGUCGGGCUCGGGACAAGAAAUGGCAGUUCCGGAGACGAUUGGCCCGAACACGAGCGGGAUACGCGGUCUGGGUUCAGGGGACGUAGCGGCGGCAACUGGAACGGUUCCGGCGCCAACAGUGGCAAAAGAGGUAUUGCCUUUGACAAGCCAACAACCAGAACGCGACGAGGAUGAAGAAGACAGCGACGCCUUCCCUCGGCCUCUCCAUUCACGGAAGACUCGUGAAGGCCCUCUGAGUUCUGCUGGAACUAAACGCAAGCGGUAG